Molecule: messenger RNA, 684 nt
Organism: Penicilliopsis zonata CBS 506.65
Lineage: Eukaryota; Fungi; Ascomycota; Eurotiomycetes; Eurotiales; Aspergillaceae
Exons: 1
Coding region: 1-684 (227 amino acids)
Source: RefSeq, a predicted model, not a curated record
AUGGAUCUCAAGUUUUCGAGAAGUCCGUCUGGGCUUAGCGAGACCGCCACUAAUGUGGCACUGCCUUUGGAAAUGCCUGGAGAUGUCCGUGUACGACUUCAAGCUUAUACCUGCGCAAACGAUCACGAUGACACAGCGGAGCUACUAAGACAAACCUUUAAAUACUUCCCGGCUGAAGGCAGGAAGAACCUCACCAAUGACAUUUUAAAAUGCAUUACGGAUUCCCAGAUACACUUACUGGCAAAGGUCAUUGAAAACGGGCUUCUGACUCCGAUAAAGGUUGCUGGAGCCAAGACUGUCAUCAACCCGUCGCCUCGCAUCGGCGUUGAAGACUCCAUAGAGCAACUUAGUACCCUCAUCGACGGGUCUAUAGCUCACUCGCAAGCGGUGCUGAGAUUGCGCUGCUUAGAGCGCGACGGUGAUAUGUGUGUCUUGUCUGGAUAUUAUGACAUAGAGAAAUGGAAGACCUCCCCUCCGGACAAGACAACGGCCGAUCUGGAAGCCGCACACAUAAUUCCCUUCUCCCUGGCAUCGUUUAGAGACGAAACCGAGCGGCAAUACAUCACUACCGUCUGGAAUACUAUCUUUCGGUAUUUUCCCGGCGUCAGGUCUCGUUGGCGGCCUCGCCUAGUAACCCAAAUGCUCCCUCACAAGCUUCAAAGCCUGGGGACCGAGACAGGUUGA